This is a messenger RNA of Phaeoacremonium minimum UCRPA7, 1350 nucleotides long. RefSeq lists its product as hypothetical. Bases 1 to 1350 code for a protein of 449 amino acids. The transcript has 4 exons. NCBI's taxonomy places the organism in Eukaryota, Fungi, Ascomycota, Sordariomycetes, Togniniales, Togniniaceae. The record is from RefSeq and is a predicted model, not a curated record.
AUGGCUAGUCGUGUAGUGGUGAUUGACAAGGACCUGCUCAAGGAAGAUCCCAACACCAGCUUUCAAGUCAUCAUUAAGGUCUUGACUAGCGCGUGGAUGCAGCGUCUAUGGACGCUACAAGAAGCAUAUUUGAGUCGACGUUUGUUUAUCGCAUUCAGGGGCCCAGAAGACCCAGCAGGAACCGGUCUAAGUCUCACACAGUCCGAGCAGAUUGGAGUGACAUUAGAAGACGUCGACAAACGAGUGAGAGAUCUCGAUCGACUGCAAAAAGACGCAUUCACAACAUCUAUGGCCGAGUUGAUAAAACGAAAGUUCUUCCACAAUUUGAUGGGCGAGGAUAGACAAAUCCGCAACCGUAAUGAUCAUCCAAUAGAAACUCGGGGGUCUAUGGUAAUUGCAAGUGCUUGGAGAUCCAGCCGAUGGCGUAACACAUCGAGACCAGAGGAUGAAACAUUGGCUUUGUCGACCCUGCUCAAUCUAGACUACCGUACUACCACCAUCGAGAAUGCAUCGGCAAAGGAGCCUGCGGUUAUUGACAAGGCCAUCGACGAGAACAACGUUUGGCCUAGGAAAAAUGGAGACGCGAACCAGAAAACAAAGCGUGCGAAUAUGAUGAAAGACUUCUGGACACUUAUUCACAGAAACUACGAAGGCUCAAUCCCAGCAGGCCUCAUCUUCCUCCCGGGAGAUAAAAUGUCGCUUCCUGGCUUUGGCUGGGCGCCCAACACCUGGAUGUCAGCAAGAGAUGAGAGUUAUCCAUAUCCACUAAGCAUGUGUGGGGAUCCGCAUGUCAUUCUUGGCAGCAAUUGGGGAAAGCAAGGUCUCACAUUCCCAAUUGACCAAUACAUCUCGGAGUGGUAUAAGGUGACAUCGAUUGGGCGAGGGCAGGCCGAGGACAGGGCGGCGCGCAAGGUACUCCCUCGCAUCUUUGCUAAUACAUCACCCGAGUUCGGUAUCAUCCUAUGCAGGCCAAAACCACGCGAGUGGCCCCCGGAGAUCGGGCUACUCGUUGAGAUCUACCGAGAGGCUUGGAAGCGUAAGGAACCCGAGCGCGUGAACCGAAAGUAUUACUAUUGCCAGGUGAUUCGGCGCGUCUGGGUUAGCCGCAUCCGAACUCCUGUGCUGCCCAAGGACUAUAAGCUACCCAGCGGCCGCACCGGUAACCCACCUAUUGGUGAACUCAUGCCAGAAAACACUCUAUGGUACGUUGAUGGCUAUCUGGAACACCGCAACCGCGGCAACCUGGGCCAGAGGCCACCACCACUGGUUUCAGAUGCCCGCGACAGUGCCAUUGACAUGGGACAUGUUAUGCCCAUCCAUGAAGAUAAACCCCAGACACAGUUCUUCUAA